AUGGCGCAAGCAGCAAUGCGGGGUGUCUUUGAGGGAAAGCGGGGCAUCAUCAGCCCUGUCAUCUUGUCUCUCGUUACACCCUCCUCCACCACCCUCACCCUGUCCGCCAUCCUCUUCUCACCCGUAAUUUACUCCCAUGUCUUUGCCUCAACUUCCCGCUCUGUCCAUGCCAGGCUCAAAGUUGAAGGUUAUUUUGUUAUCUCUGUGGGCCAGGAGGUAGAAAUAUUUUAUACAUGGCAUGAUGUUGCAUUGCAGAUUCUUGGGCAUCUCAGGCAAUAUUCAUAA
Messenger RNA from Serpula lacrymans var. lacrymans S7.9, 285 nucleotides. RefSeq lists its product as uncharacterized. NCBI's taxonomy places the organism in Eukaryota, Fungi, Basidiomycota, Agaricomycetes, Boletales, Serpulaceae. The transcript is spliced from 2 exons. The coding region runs from base 1 to 285 and encodes 94 amino acids. The record is from RefSeq and is a predicted model, not a curated record.